AUGACUAUUAUGGAAACGCAGUGCGAGAAGGUGUCUUCUUCCUUCUUUCCGGACGAUCCUAGACUCAACAAGUUCCGAGAAACAAGUGAACAGAAUGUGUAUACUGGAGACUUCCAAUUAGAUGACAGUGCAGAAGGCGUACCACUAGGCAAAUUAAGUGCCUUUGCUCCCGGGUCGGUUGUGGUUCAGAAGGGACGGAUGAAGCAGUCACAUGACGGGAGCAAGUCUCCGUUUCUCAGACGUAUUGAAAACCAGAUACAAGGGGCGAGUUAUUCCUGUGAACCCUCAACAGUCAUCAACACCACCACGCUGGCUGAUCGCAUGAGUCCUAUUGAGGAAGUUUCAGGCGACGAUGAUCGGAUGGUAAAUCCUUUUGUCUCCAGUAGCAAUAAUAAUAAUAAAGGCAUAGCGUAUGCAAAGAUACGACCGGAGAAGAGAAGUAAAAAUACGGCUGCAGCGGUGACCACUGCAACCGGCACUGUACAAAUGCAGCUACAAGCAUCAUCGUUAACGAAUCAGAUAACGUCAACGCCUUCAAACCCUCGAAGGAAGCAACGAGAUCCUUCGGUCAAAAUCUCUCUUACCCCGGCCCAACGGUUCCAGAAACAACCCGGUACAAGACUGAACAAUGCGUUAGAGAAUUUUAGAUUCUGUGAAAUGGUCGGUAGGGGGGCGUACGCUCAAGUAUAUAAAGGGAUUAAUCUCAAGACCAAUCAAGUGGUUGCCAUUAAGCAAAUAUGGCUUCAAAGAGAUCAAAAUGUGGCAGCUUUAAUGGGCGAAAUCGAUCUAUUAAAAGUGUUGCGACACCCUAACAUCGUCAAGUAUCAUGGAUUUGUAAAGACAAGUACUUCAUUAAAUAUUCUAUUAGAAUUCUGUGGAGGUGGGUCUUUAAGACAACUAUAUCUUUCAUUGGGCCACGGAUUACUGGAGUUCGAUAUUAUAGGAUACAUUGGCCCGGUAUUGGAAGGGCUAAGCUAUUUACAUGAACAAGGAGUUGUUCAUCGAGACGUUAAGGCUGCUAACGUGCUUUUAACAGAGGACGGGGAGGUGAAAUUGGCAGACUUUGGAGUGGCAGCAAAGAUCACCAACCAACAUGCCACGGUUAUAGGGACACCAAAUUGGAUGGCCCCAGAGACAGUUCUUGGUGGAGAAGGUCUCUGUACUGCUUCUGAUAUUUGGUCAUUAGGAGCAACCAUUAUUGAAUUAUUUACAACUCAUCCACCAUAUCAUGAGUUGAAUCAAAUGGCUGUAUUACAUGCUAUAGGAGUUGAUGAACGACCACCAUUACCCAAGAACAUAUCGACUAUUCUUAAGGAUUUCCUUCUUGAAUGUUUCCAGAAGCAAGCAAGCUUGAGAAUAAGCGCAAAAUUAUUAUUGAAACAUAAAUGGUUAACGUCUGCGAAUAAGGAAGCGAGUAAAGGAAAUUCUAUGAAACAACAGCAAGAACCUUUCUUGAAUGUUGAAGAAAAUGAUGCCAAUUGGCUCAUCAACUCUGUGAGAGAGGAAGAAGAAAAGCAACAGCAGCAGCAUUUGCCUUUGCCCAAAGCUUUACCUCAACGAGAAAUCGAAUUAACAAUAAGCCAAGAAGUUUCGAAAUCGGCUGCUGCUUAUACGGCAUUGAACAAGCGAGAUCUUCUUCAUAAAUUUGCAGAAGAUGAAGAUGAAAUCAAAGGGUUUGAAGCAGAUUUCAUCGGUGAUGAAGUUAAUCCACUUUCCAAGAGUUCAAAUUCAAAUAAAGAAAUAUUAUCAAACAUGCUACCAGAACAAGACCCUUUUCUUGAAGUUGAUAUUGAGAACUUCGAUACCAAUGAAAUAGAAAUCCAAAGCAAAAUGGAAUAUUUAAUAGGUAAAUUGGCCCAGAAAGUCGAUCAAUGCCAUUCAGGUUCAGAGAAUCUUAUGUUAUCACUUGUGAAAAUAACUGGAAGAAUCCUUCACAUUGCAAAGAAGUACCCAAUUCUGCAUGAGGUCUUCAUUAGAGACCAUGGGGUAUUAACAAUACUUGAAUUGCUUGAUUUUGCUUCCGAAUACCCCAAACAAAAUAGGCUUUGGUAUCAGACAUUGGCGAUUUUAAACAAGGUAUUUGAAAGGAACGUCAUACAAUUUGAAAACUUUUGUUUAUUGGGUGGGAUCCCAGCAGUAACAUAUUUUAGAAAAUCAACGUUUGAGUUUCCUGUCAGGCUACAGGUUAUCAAGUUUAUCACGUACUUCCACAACUCCACCAAGGCUUUAAGUAUGUUUGUAUCUUCUGGAGGAUUGAAAGUCUUGUCAGUAUUGGUUGAAGAAGACUUUGACAGUGCACCCGAGUUCCCCAUUACGUCCAUUGAAUGCAUACAUCGUGUGCUUUCCGAUGACUUCUCAAGAUCAAAGUCAGACAUGUGUCGGAUGUUAUCUAAAUUUGGAGUGAUCUUCUGGUUCGUUGUCCUUUUAAACAGAUUAUCCAAGAUAAGACCCACGGAUCACUAUAAAUCCAUUUCUGCAGACAGAAUUCAAUGCUGUAUCGAUAGCAUUAUGACCAUCAUCAAAUAUUUCAGUGAUUCAGAGGCAAGAGUAAGAUCUAAUAUUGCCAGCGUUGACUUGUUUAAGCUAUUGAUCAAAGUAUACCCCAGUUUGAUCUUGAAACACCAAUUGGUGAUUCUCAAGUUCUUCAAGUCAAUGGCCGAAGUGUCCAAUGUCCUCCAAAGCUUAUAUUCGGCAGAUAUACUUGAAUUUCUACUGGGCAUAAUCAAAGAAUAUGAUCCUCCCACUAAGCAAAACUAUAAAGCAGUGUUCAACAUUGUCAGUCCCCUUCUUUACAGUUGUUGCAACUUAAACCAAUCAAGAGAAAAGGAUAUAGUGAAAUUAGGACUAGUUCCUUAUCUCCGGAAACUAUCAAAAAUUAAUCUACCAUUCAGGCAAUUUAUCUUGCCCAUUAUAUGUGAAUUGGCUUACAUUGAAGACACUCAAGUCCAAAUUAUACUUGAACGAAACGACAUCAUUACCGUCUACUUCAAUUUACUAUUAGAUCCCUUCUGGCAAUCUACAGCAUUAGACUCAAUCAUCGUCUACUACCAAAGAAAUUCGGCCGAGAUCCAAUCCUCUAAAGCUAUAGACUGUUUGGCUAGUGGGUUUAUGCUUCCUAAAGUAUCAAACUUAGAGUCGGCUUUGGACAGCUACUUGUAUCUUGUUUCCGAUAACCAGAUCCUCCGUACCGCACUCUUCAAAGAUACAGUGAUCCAGAAUAUCUUCUUCAGGUUAAAGAUUAAUGCCAAUAAUCCAGUUAUCCAAUUAAACCUCUUGAAGAUCCUACGAGAACUAGUUCUCCAUGCCGAACAGACUAGUGAAUCGUUGUCACUUUCAGUGGCCCAUGUUAGCUCGUUGAAAGGUUUACAAAACUCCAAUGCUUCUGUAUUAGUGGAAGGACUUGCCCAUGAGAUUCUCCAAUUAAUGGAUCAAUGA
This is a messenger RNA of Lizanozyma spartinae, 3435 nucleotides long. RefSeq names its product serine/threonine protein kinase (gene CDC15). Gene Ontology annotation, biological process: protein phosphorylation. Lineage: Eukaryota; Fungi; Ascomycota; Pichiomycetes; Serinales; Debaryomycetaceae. Bases 1 to 3435 code for a protein of 1144 amino acids. The transcript has a single exon. The record is from RefSeq and is a predicted model, not a curated record. Gene Ontology annotation, molecular function: protein kinase activity; ATP binding.